AAAAACGUCUCGUAUUAAAUGUCUCGAGAGCGGCCGGUUGCUGCGACUCACUCUGAGACAACAGCGCGCGACGCCGGCGUAGCGUUAAAACUAUAGCAGUUAUCACUGUUAUCGAUUAUUGAUUGAACGAGGAUAUAUUUUUCACACACGGAGGGGGAAAAAAAAUAAAGCACUGUGAAGAUUUAACCUUCGCUCACCGGAACAUUUGGAUUUUACUCGCUUUUCACAUCAGUCCCGUUAAGUUUAUUCCUGGAGUCGUAACGGCAGCCAUAAUGGUGUUAACCAUGUCCAGCAACUAUGAUUAUGACUAUGACACGGUUCAGCCGUUAUUCUUCCUGGAUGGCGAGGAGGAGGACUUCUACCUGCCUCCACGCAGCCAGCUCCUCCCAGGCCCCGGCGAGGACAUCUGGAAGAAGUUCGAGCUGCUGCCGACGCCUCCUCUGUCCCCCAGCCGGAGACCCUCCGUGUCCGAAGUCCCGCUGUCUGCCGCCGAACACCUGGAGGCGGUGUCUGACCUGCUGGACGAGGACUGCAACCCCUCCGCGGCCUUCCUCCAGUCCUUCAUCAUCCAGGACUGCAUGUGGAGCAGCAGCUUCUCGGCCGCCACCAAGCUGGAGAAGGUGGUGUCAGAGAGGCUGGCCUCGCUCCGGGCCCGUCGGGACUCCACCACAGCCAGCAACACUGAUCAGCAGGGGGGCAGCUCUCAGGUGAACGCAGGGUACCUGCAGGACCUCCACACAGCAGCGACGGACUGUAUCGACCCCUCUGUGGUGUUUCCGUACACCACGCUGAGCGAGAAGAGCGGCGAUGGAGCGGCGGUGGCGUCAGACCUGUGUCUGGACUCGCCUCCUCUCAGCAGCAGUGACAGUGAAUCAGCAGAAGAAGAAGAAGAAAAGGAAGAAGGUGAGGAGGAGGAUGAAGAGAUCGACGUGGUGACGGUGGACAGGCGAAAGGUUUCACGGCGGUCAGACGGCGGCGGCAGACCUGACGCCACCUCGCUGAUCCUGAAACGCUCUCACAUCAACAUCCAUCAGCACAACUACGCCGCCCAGCAGCCCGCUGGGAAACGGAUAAAGUCGGGGAGCAGCUGCCCGGCGGCGCCGAGGCAGAGCGGCGGCCGCAGGUGCUGGAGUCCGCGGUCCGACGGCGAGGACGACGACAAACGCAGGACUCACAACGUGCUGGAGAGGCAGCGCAGGAACGAGCUGAAGAUGAGCUUCCUCACUCUGAGGGACGAAGUCCCGGCGGUGGCAAACAACGACAAAGCGGCCAAGGUGGUGAUCCUGAAAAAGGCGACGGAGUUCAUCAUGGAGAUCAGAGAGGACGAGAGGAGGCUGCUGACGACGAAGGACGAGCUGAGGAAGAGGAGCAGAGAGCUCAAACACAGACUGGAGCAGCUGAGGACUUUACAUUAACUGUUUAAUUUGCUAGUGUUCAUGUUAGUUUGUUUUAUAUUCGUUAUGUCACGUUUCAUGUUGGACAUCCGGGCUGCAACUAAGAUCUUUUAAGAAUAAUUAUUAAUUAUUUAGUGUAUUAAGUAUCAAAUAAUGACUAAUGUAAACCACAUGGGGAACUACAAGGACCAUAAUUGACUGUCUGGGGUGUUGGCGGCUGGUCUGUAAUCAGUCAAACUGUCUGUUUUUUAUAUUUAUUUUAUUUUUGACAGCUCAUGCACAUUUUAAUUUAAAAUAGCUGUUUUUUCUUUAAGUUUUGGAAUAAAAUCCAGAUGUCUGAUUAGGAAAAAUACCUUUUUAUUAAAGUCAGUAUCUGACUGAUAAUGAUCAAAAUAAAAGCCCUCCAUACAUUGGAGUUCCUGUCAAUGUUA
Messenger RNA from Siniperca chuatsi (mandarin fish), 1825 nucleotides. RefSeq names its product transcriptional regulator Myc-2-like. The record is from RefSeq and is a predicted model, not a curated record. Lineage: Eukaryota; Metazoa; Chordata; Actinopteri; Centrarchiformes; Sinipercidae. The transcript has 3 exons. Gene Ontology annotation, biological process: regulation of transcription by RNA polymerase II; positive regulation of cell population proliferation. Bases 273 to 1415 code for a protein of 380 amino acids. Gene Ontology annotation, molecular function: protein dimerization activity; DNA-binding transcription factor activity, RNA polymerase II-specific; RNA polymerase II cis-regulatory region sequence-specific DNA binding.